Messenger RNA from Sebastes umbrosus (honeycomb rockfish), 4355 nucleotides. RefSeq names its product opiate receptor-like 1 (gene oprl1). The transcript is spliced from 6 exons. Gene Ontology annotation, molecular function: nociceptin receptor activity; neuropeptide binding. NCBI's taxonomy places the organism in Eukaryota, Metazoa, Chordata, Actinopteri, Perciformes, Sebastidae. Bases 383 to 1462 code for a protein of 359 amino acids. The record is from RefSeq and is a predicted model, not a curated record. Gene Ontology annotation, cellular component: neuron projection; membrane. Gene Ontology annotation, biological process: sensory perception of pain; neuropeptide signaling pathway.
UCUCUCUCUCUCUCUCUCUCUGUGCAGCUGAUGCUCUCUCUCUCUCUCUCUCUGUCUCUGGUUGAGGUGUGUUUCUCUCCUCUCAUCAUCAUCAGGGUGAAUCUGGACGGACUGAAGGAGGUUUGUGAUUUUGUCACCGAGCAGCUGAAGACCAGUCGGUGAAGACAGCAGGAGGACAUCAGAGACAACUAGCGGAGAGACAGCGAGACGGUGCAGAGCAGCGAGGGGGACAAACAGCAACUUACAGCCGAGGAGUCCUGUCCUCUAGCCGGUCUGUCUGCGGGCUGCGGUCCGGUGUCUCCUCUCCUCUCCGGUCCUCCGGAGCUGCUGCUUCAGCAGAGAGGUGGGUGUAUAGCUCCGCCCCCCUCGCUCUCAGUCAGAGAUGGAGUACCCAGACGACUUCCUGCUGUUCUGCAACGACUCGCUCAACUGCACCUACAACGAGACGGACGUCUUACUGCCGACGGGGGUGAAGGUCACCAUUGUGGUCGUCUACAUGAUCGUCUGCGUCAUCGGCCUGGUGGGAAACUUCCUGGUCAUGUACGUCAUCAUCAGAUACACCAAGAUGAAAACGGCCACCAACAUCUACAUCUUCAACCUGGCUCUGGCAGACUCUCUGUUCCUCGCCACGUUACCGUUCCAGGGCACCGACGUGUUCCUGGGCUUCUGGCCGUUUGGGAACGCUCUGUGCAAGGUGGUGGUGUCCAUCGACUACUACAUCAUGUUCACCAGCAUCUUCACCCUGACGGUGAUGAGUAUGGACCGGUACGUGGCCGUCUGCCACCCCGUCAAAGCGCUGGACAUGAGGACUCCUCAUAAGGCCAAGGUGGUGAAUAUCUGUGUGUGGGUGUUGGCUUCGGCCUUCGGUGUUCCGGCCAUGGUCCUGGGAGAUGUGGAGGAGGAGCAAGAGCAUGACAGCGUUGAGUGCAUCGUGGUUUUACCUGAUCCAAGGAGUCAAUGGGAUCCUGUCUUCGGCACCUGCGUCUUCCUCUUCUCCUUCCUCAUCCCCGUCGCUAUCAUCAGCAUCUGCUACAGCCUGAUGGUCAAGCGCCUGCGCAACGUUCGCAUCCUGUCCGGCUCCAAGGAAAAGGACCGCAACCUGCGGCGUAUCACCAGGAUGGUCCUGGUGGUGGUGGCGGCCUUCGUCGUCUGUUGGACCCCCAUCCAGAUCAUGGUCCUGGCUCAGUCGCUGGGCUUCAACCUGAGCAGCUUGUUCACGCUGGUCCUGAUGCACUUCUGCAUCGCGCUGGGCUACGUCAACAGCAGCUUGAAUCCCGUGCUCUACGCCUUCCUGGAUGAGAACUUCAAGCGCUGCUUCCGCGAGUUCUGCAACCCGUCGCCGUUCCGCCUCGACACCCAGCAGUCGGGCAGGAUGAGGAGCAUCGCUAGGGAGGUGGCGGCGGCGUACAGCUGCAAGGCUGAUGGCGGGGGGCAUGGAGGAGGGACACCUAAUCCAGCAUGACUAGACGUGGAGCUCCCCUUGGUGGGGGUAGACCCCCAACACAGGGGACAGCACCAUGGGACAGGGAACUCCAACACAGAAUUGACUCAGAUUACAGCUCUAUAGCGGCACGAGCCCCCCCGCCCCCCAACUAGAAGACUGGCCUGGGGUGGGGGGGAGGGAGAUGAGGAGGAUGGAGUCGAAAGGAAAAGAAUUUAGGAUUAUGGACCGGGAUGACAAACAUACGGUGCUUUCAGUAUAUGGCUGGAGGGAGACAUAGAGUGGGACCCUCCCCGGGUGGUUGACAUCCGGGUAGGAGAUGGUUCCAUGUAUGGUAUGGGACGAGCUCAGACCAUUAUGGACUAGUACGACCCGAACUCCACGGAGGCGGUAAGAUAUUUUGUAAUGUGAUCCGACUAUCUUUAUGUGGACGUUAACACAGAACCGCAUUAUUCGACACGUAUUGCAGCUCCAAAAACAAACAGCCUAUCUGUACCAUACUGAGGCUGGUACCCAGCUGCUGCACAUCUGUACUCGGGUAUGAGGAGGCAGGGGUUUGAGAGAGCGUAUGAACAGCAUGGGAUUAAUAGAAGGAGUGCAGAUACCAAAAUAAGAAUUCAAAAAAACACCAUGCACUACUUUGAUGCUUGUGGAAGAAUAGAAACAGCAUUGGAAGGACGGAUCGUGGCGGUAAGAACCGCUGACUGAGGACUCGCCGAGGAAGAGUCAAACUUCCUGGAAGUGUGAAAUACAGAAAGAACUCUUUCACUGCAGUUUAUUGUGUCUUUAUCAGUUGAUGUUUCCGACUAAAGGACUUUAUGUCAUGAGAGUGUCCCACACUGAUCACCAGUAAGGGGUCUUUAUUGUGAUGGUUUCUCUAAAACAAUGGGAAUAUGCUGCUGAGCCCCUUUUAAGGACUUAAAUGGGCACACUAAGUAUAAUGUGAUAUUUCAGCCUGCAGACAGGAAGUUGGAUGUAAUAUAUGCUAACGAUAGCCGGCAUGAGGAAAAGAACAAAAGAACAAAAGAACAACGUGCAACGAGCUACUUAUGAACAAUAUUUCUUAAACUGUGUCCGUGGACCCGGAGGGGUCACAUGAAUGUUAUUUCUCGUAUAGGAGCGACGUUUCUCAAUGUGUUGUUCUGCAGCAAAAUAAGCCUGAGGAACCUCCAAGAUUCUUAUUGUGAUUUUUGAAAACUUUCUAUGAUCACCUCCUGGGGGGGGGGUUAGAGUUUGGGGCUGGGGACGACUGGUGGGAUCGUAACCUAAAGAAACAGCAAAAAGUGAACAACAGAAUCAGUGUUUGGGACAAGCCAAGCCUGGUAUUAACUCCUCUGCCUCUUCUGCUUCUUCUUCUUCUUCUUCUUCUUCUUCUUCUUCUUCUUCUUCUUCUUCUUCUUAUUCUUAUUCUGCUUCUUCUUCUUCUUCUUCUGCUUCUUCUUCUUCUUGUUCUUAUUUCUAAAAGCAGAAUUUGUUGGAUAACAAUUAAGUGAUUAGUGGUUAAUGACUUUGUUCUUCUUAAUUGGAAUAAAGAUUGAAAAACAAUGCUAACCAGAUGUUAUUUACAACACAUCUGUGAUUGAACUUUUCAGGACAGUAUCUUUAACGAUAAAUACAAGGAGAUACACACUAUAGCCCGAACCUGAUAGCAGAGCUACACACAUUGAGCCAACAUUGCCACAGUUACUGAAUGUUUGCUAGUAAUGAUGAUGACUUUCUAUGACCUGUCUCCCAAAAUGACCUUUCCAUACAACCAAACUGCAUUGUGAGUUAUGUUUAGAGGGAUAGAACAUAUUUUGUUGUUGUCAUUGCAUUUGUUUUUGACAUAUCACAAAUACGCAAUGAUAAUAAAUAAUGUAAUGAUAGUCAACCAACGCAGGACUUUCACCCAGGAGACCGCAGUCGUGUCCCGUGUGAAAGCAAAACGUUCACUUAUUUCAAUUUGCGUCCGCAGCUUGAAUAACAUAACAAAGCUCAUUUUAAGCCAAUCCUUAAUAUUAACCAACAUAACCAAGUAGUUUAGUUGGGUUUUUGUUUUAUUUAGUUUCAAUGUACAACGUUGAUCAUGUGUUUAAAACUGUGACCGUAAUCCGGGAGAAAAUAUGUUUCCCUACAAACAUGAUUGAAAUUGCAGUUUAGUCAUAUGGGAACAUGACUGAGGAGACGGGGCUGCUACCUAUCUUUAGGAUUUCAUCUGUUCUGAUUCUGCUUGUGACUCCGAUUGAAUCCUAGUUUUGAAUCUUUGCAUAUUGUUUGAGUACAAACAGAAACCACUGAUCGGAUUUUAGCUUCCAUCAAGAGUACCUUUUCAUAAACUAAGAGGGGAAAAAACCUUCAUUCUUGUACCUGUUUCAGAAAAACACCACCUCAAGCUCUAGUUCUUAUACAUUUCUGUUUAACUCCAAUUCCAAACCAUAUUUUGAUCUGUUAGGGACUCAAUGUGUAACUGCCCAACACCUGAAGCUCUGACUGUUUUGGUGGUAACGUUGAAAUUAUCACCACAAUUGUAGGGAUAUGAUUAGUUUAACACUUUCUAGUAAAAUAAUACAGUCUCAGGUUGAAAGGGAGGUCACCAUCAGUUACUCAAGCUACUAAAUGUGACCCACUGUGGAAAGGACAGGUGUAAUAUAAAUAUGACAACAUUAGAUAUUUAUCUACAGCACCAUCUGAGAAAUCCUGUUUAACUACAACCAAAGCUUGUGGUUCUAUUCUCCUUGACGUCUACCAGUACAUAAUGACAAAUAUAAUCACAGAUGUUUUGAAAAUGACACAUCUGGGUGUGCUGUCCCAGGUCUGUAGCUGCUGUCAGGUUUGGGGGAUGAGAGGUGAAACUGACGGGGGGUUCGGGUCGAGGUUGAGAUCGGUAAUGUUUGGCGGUGAACUCCGGGGUUUCACAUAUUUUGUGGUCGGGACA